Messenger RNA from Rhizophagus irregularis DAOM 181602=DAOM 197198, 859 nucleotides. RefSeq lists its product as uncharacterized. The record is from RefSeq and is a predicted model, not a curated record. NCBI's taxonomy places the organism in Eukaryota, Fungi, Glomeromycota, Glomeromycetes, Glomerales, Glomeraceae.
UUUCAUUUUUUUUUAUAAAAAAAAUAAAAUAAACGAAAUUUAAUAAAAAUGAGUCCACCAAAUUCUUUUGAUGAAAAGCCCGUCGUUGUAAAAUCAAAACGAGGACGAAAAGCACUUGCUGUUAGCGAAGGACAUAUAGAUGUUACAGGAAGGACACACAUAAUGACUGUUCGUAGAACAAAUCCUCCUACUCCAAAAAAGAAAACUACAACCCCAAAAGCAAUAAAACAAAACAAUACUUAUUGUAGACGAUGUGAACAAAAUGACGAAUAUAUCGAUGUUCUUAACGACCGAAUCGGCAAAUUAGAAAACUUGGUAGAAAAAUUAACAAACACAACGAAAAACAAUUGUAUCAACAACAACAAUAUUACACAACAACAACCUCAACCGAUAAUCGCUCCAAAUUUCUCUGCUAUGGGAACGGAAGAUCUUUUAAAUUUGUCAAGUCAAAUUAACGUUGUACUGCUCGAAAGAUUUGACAUUCAAAAUCAAUUACAAUUACAAACUUCGAUGAUAAACCCAAUAACUCCAAUAACUCCAAUAACUCCGAUAAAUUUAACCCCACCUGUAAGCCCGUUUACAACUUGCGAAGCCACUGAAAUAACGGAGUGGAGUUAUCCGCCAUUUAACCAAUAUUAAUUUAAAUACGAUUUAAUACGAAAUUAUCAUAUUAUAAAUUUUUUUUUUUUAUCGAAAUACUUACUAUUAUUAUUUUACGAAUUUUUUGUAUAAACAAAAAAUAUUAAACUUAAAACGAUUCCUGUAAAUAUCGAAUUAUUAUUAGAGUUUUCGUUUCACUCACUCGCAUUUUUUCAUUCAUAUCAUUUUUCAUUCUAAGAUAUUCAUAUGUAGUAUAGAA